UGGGUCCAGGAGGUUAGCGAGCGUUCUUGGUUCUCAUUCCAGUCACCGGCGUUUGCUGAGAAACGCAACAUGACUUCUUACACUGACAAAGGAGAAAAGCCAGAGAGGGGGCGCUUUGUUAAAUUCCAUCAUGUCACCUUCUGGGUUGGCAACGCAAAACAGGCGGCUGUAUUCUACUGUGACAAGAUGGGCUUUGAGCCACUAGCCUACAAGGGUCUGGAGACUGGCAGUCGUGAAGUGGUGUCCCAUGUCAUCCGACAGGAUAAGAUAUUGUUUGUUUUUGAGUCUGCCCUGAAUCCUGGAAAUGAAGAAAUUGGGGAGCACUUAGUGAAACAUGGAGACAGCGUCAAGGACAUAGCAUUCCAAGUGGAAGACUGUGACUUCUUAGUGAAGAAAGCUAAAGAACGAGGCGCUGUGAUCGUCAGAGAGCCCUGGGUGGAACAGGAUGAAUAUGGCAAAGUGAAGUACGCUAUUGUGCAAACUUAUGGAGACACAACACACACAUUUAUUGAGUACCUGGGUCCCUACAAGGGACUGUUUCUGCCAGGAUACAGAGCGCCACUCUUCAAGGACCCUUUGCUACCCAAACUGCCGCCAGGCUGUCUGAGUUUCAUUGAUCACAUUGUGGGAAACCAGCCAGACGACAAGAUGGUGCCAGUAUCGGACUGGUAUCAGAAGUGCCUGAUAUUCCACCGCUUCUGGUCCAUAGACGACAAGCAGAUCCACACGCAGUACAGCGCCUUGCGGUCCAUUGUGGUCACCAACUACGAGGAGACCAUAAAGAUGCCCAUCAAUGAGCCCGCGCCAGGGAAGAGGAAGUCACAGAUCCAGGAGUACGUGGACUACAAUGGUGGCCCUGGUGUACAGCACAUUGCUCUCAAUACCUCAAACAUCAUCCAAGCUAUUAUCAAUCUCAGAGCUCGUGGAAUGGACUUCUUGAGUGCUCCAGACACUUACUAUGACACCUUGCGAGAGAAACUCAAGUCAGCCAAGAUCAAAGUGAAGGAGGACCUUGAUAAACUGCAGGAACUGAAAAUCCUGGUGGAUUUUGAUGACAAGGGCUACCUACUCCAGAUCUUCACCAAACCUGUGCAGGACCGCCCUACCCUCUUCUUGGAAGUCAUUCAACGACACAACCACUUCGGCUUCGGGGCUGGAAACUUCAAGUCUCUAUUUGAAGCCAUAGAGAAGGACCAAGAUGCCAGGGGCAAUCUCACCGUGUUGACCUCAGAGGCCCAACCCAAGGCUUUUUACUAGCGCAUGCUGCUACCCCCGACCAGUUCAAAUUGUAUGCCAACAAUAAUAAACUGAAUACAGUAUGCAUUGGUAUAAUUAGUUAAAGCAACAUCUCCCCACUCUUUUGAGUCACCUCUUACCCUGCUUUCAUUACUGUUUGUGAGUGAUAUUAAGUGAAGGCUAUAAUGGUGUGCAAGUACCAGGAAAACCUCAGAGCCAGUGCAGGCUCUUGUCUAGCACACCAUUAUUGUGACAACACUCUCCUAAAGCGCAGUCAAUUUUAAUAUUCGUUAAUAUGUGCUAUGUGCCUCAAACUGGAAAUCAGCUCAAAAUGGAAGCAUGCCAGUGCAGUCAAACCUUGAACAGAAAUAGGCUGUGAGAAGAUUCUUGAACUGUUCGCAACAUUUUACCGGAAUCUCU
Molecule: messenger RNA, 1656 nt
Organism: Megalops cyprinoides (Indo-Pacific tarpon)
Lineage: Eukaryota; Metazoa; Chordata; Actinopteri; Elopiformes; Megalopidae
Gene: hpda
Product: 4-hydroxyphenylpyruvate dioxygenase a
Exons: 14
Coding region: 70-1257 (395 amino acids)
Biological process (GO): L-tyrosine catabolic process
Cellular component (GO): Golgi membrane; endoplasmic reticulum membrane
Molecular function (GO): 4-hydroxyphenylpyruvate dioxygenase activity; metal ion binding; lactoylglutathione lyase activity
Source: RefSeq, a predicted model, not a curated record